AGAGUUUUUAUAUACCUUGGUAUCUUGGUUAGGCUGCCGUGGGAGAUCAAGAUUGGUUUGCAUAGGUCAAGAUAUUUAGAGGAAAUAAUUUUUUUUUUCGUUAGCUCACUCUGCAUAUUGAUUAAUGAUAUCAAUAUCACGUUAAAAUUUUUGACGAUUCAAAUAUAGCCAAAGUACCUAUCUACUUCCCCUGAACUGUGGACAGUUUCUAUUUACAGGCAAGGCUGACUGAGGAAGAUUUAAUUAAUUCGAUCAAUUCAAUCAAAGGGUAGUUAUCAUGAGUGUACCUGAGCCUGAGGUGGGUCAAGUCAUAGUGGUGGUUGAAGCUCCUUCAUCUUCAGCUGAUCAGGAAACCACAACAAGAAACACUCUGGUCAAGCCAACUGCAAUGAAAAAAAGUGCAGAAUGUAAUAAAAACAAGCGCAAGACAAUAGUAUGGGAGCGCCUGGAAAAACUUCCUUCAGCAAAGGCCUUUCAGCAGUGGUUAACAAAACAGGCGGCCGCAGGCAGGAAGUACCGCAAGAAGAGGUCAAGAAUUACUGGGCGGGGAUUUACGGAUUUCUACAGCUGUUCAGGCGUUGGAUGCCCAGUGCAGCUGGAGGUUUUGUUUAUUGACAGCUCAGAGGAUGUCAUCGUCUCAUACAAUGGGGAAACGCACAGCCAUGGCACAAAACCCCACUCUGGCUGGGGCCUGCCUGACAAGGUCAAAGAGGAGGUGCAGCGGCUGUUUCAGGCAGGCAUUACGAACGUCCCCGAGAUCGACUCCCGCCUUCAGAAGCUCGGCCACACUGAAUACACUGUGAAGCAGCUGAGUAGUUACACGAUUCGCCUGAGGCGCCUGUCCCGCGACCAGGAGGUCACCCAGGAGUACUCGCCGUUCAGCGUGUGGGCCGGCGGCGACCGGUCCUCCCAGGAGGAGUCUCGGGUGGCGGAGUCGGAGGACCGGGGGGACUUCUCGCCCUCGGCGGCCGACCACCAGGACGUCGAGUUGUCCGACUACUCGGCGCCACCCUCGCCGCCGCGCCGAUCAGCGACCCAGGGCGCCGGCACUCGCGGAUCCCGCCGACCACGGCCAGUCAUGGACGAGGGCACCGUUCGCCGCCUGGUGGACGCCAGUCUGGCGGCCCGCAGCCACUCGUACAGUCCGUACAGCCAGUUCCCGGUGGGUGCCGCGCUGCUCUGCGCCGACGGCCGCAUCGUCACCGGCUGCAACGUGGAGAACGCUUCGUUCGGGCUGACCAACUGCGCGGAGCGGACGGCCGUCUACAAGGCCGUGUCAGAGGGCCAGCGCCAGUUCUCCGCCGUCGCCAUCGCCGCCGAGAUGGGCGACAAGUUCGUCGGACCGUGCGGCGCCUGUAGACAGGUUCUCGCCGAGUUCAACGCCGAAAUGCCAGUGAUCCUGGCCAAACCCAACGGCGACAUCUCCCGCACCAACAUGAGGGACCUGCUGCCGAUGGCCUUCCUGCCGGAGGAGGUCACCUUCAAGAAGGACUGAGCCGAUGGCCUUCCUGCCGGAGGAGGUCACCUUCAAAAAGGACUGAGCCGAUGGCCUUCCUGCCGGAGGAGGUCACCUUCAAAAAGGACUGAGCCGAUGGCCUUCCUGCCGGAGGAGGUCACCUUCAAGAAGGACUGAGCCGAUGGCCUUCCUGCCGGAGGAGGUCACCUUCAAGAAGGACUGAGCCGAUGGCCUUCCUGCCGGAGGAGGUCACCUUCAAGAAGGACUGAGCCGAUGGCCUUCCUGCCGGAGGAGGUCACCUUCAAGAAGGACUGAGCCGAUGGCCUUCCUGCCGGAGGAGGUCACCUUCAAGAAGGACUGAGCCGAUGGCCUUCCUGCCGGAGGAGGUCACCUUCAAAAAGGACUGAGCCGAUGGCCUUCCUGCCGGAGGAGGUCACCUUCAAGAAGGACUGAGCGCCGCCCCAUCCAUUCGGGUACCAAUGUCUGUCGCCCCAGCUGGGAUGGAACUCUAUAUGAACUGAGUGUUUACGGUGGGGUUUUGGACCGCCGCAACAGCCAUCACUGCCGGGGAAUGGCCACUCGGUACACAGCCAUCAGCCGGCCGUGGUUGCUGACGGCGGCCACGUUUGUAGCAGAGGCAGUAGAAAUGUGUUGGAAUCUAGAUGCUGGGUUUGAGGGAGGGAGGGAGGGAGGGGAGGGGGGACACCGCCUGCCAGGGAUGACCUAUAACCAUUUAUUUGUAUUGACGUUUUUUUUUUUGUUCGCCGCGUUGUUUAGCAAUUACAGCUGAGCACGCCUUAGGCUCCGCCUAGACCGCUGAAUAUACCUGACCGCUUGUUUUUACAA
Molecule: messenger RNA, 2302 nt
Organism: Amphibalanus amphitrite
Lineage: Eukaryota; Metazoa; Arthropoda; Thecostraca; Balanomorpha; Balanidae
Exons: 6
Coding region: 278-1495 (405 amino acids)
Cellular component (GO): cytosol
Molecular function (GO): cytidine deaminase activity; zinc ion binding
Source: RefSeq, a predicted model, not a curated record